AUGAGAAUUCAUAAAACUCAUUUGUUAUCGAUAUUCAUCGGCGCACUAUUAAUACUAAAUCUUUAUAAAUUACAACUAUCUUCCUCAACAACUAAGUCAAGCCGAUGGAAAAAAGAUCGUCUCGUCGUAAUACCAGCAAUCUACAAUGAAAUUAAUUGGUCGGAUCAUAAAAAAUGGCCUGAUUGGUUGCGUUAUGGACUUGAUUUGUUCAAUAAAAAUCACUCGAGAAUGUACGAUGUUUAUUUGUAUCAACGUUUGAAUGCCAAAUUGGAUCCGCCAUAUAAUUGGCCAUACGCAAUCAAUGUUCAUGAAGAAGCUGGUGUCUUCUUGAAGUUUAUUUUCGAUUUCUAUCAUGAUUUGCCCGAUAAAAUGUUAUUUAUUCACGCAAAUCCAUUUCAUCAUUCACUACGUCCGUUUGAGGCAGCGCAAUGUAUUCGAGAUGAUGUUUACUAUACAACAAUCAAUACUCGUUGGAUACAAAAUCAUCCGUGGACAUCAACAGUUUAUGAUCCAACUGAUAAUCAAACAUUAAUAUACAAAUGCGCGAAACGUUUACUGACUUUAUUCGGUUAUGAUGGUGAUGCUCAAUUAAAUCCACGUAACAUCCAACCAAAGGAACAUAGUGUUGUCUCAACAAUGUGCUGUGCACAAUUUUACGUAAGAAAAGAGCGAAUUCUACAUUACACAUAUGAACAAUGGUCCGCUGUUUAUAAUGCAAGUCUUCAACCGUACUGUGCAACACCGCUGGAUCGUGAACUACCUGGUGGACCAGGAAUGAAAUGGUUUGGUGGAAGUUUUGAAUAUCUAUGGCACAUUAUUCUAGGUCUUUAUCCAGCAGAUAUGUUACCGCCAAGAGCAAAGACAACUACAGGUUUAUGCCGAUAUUUUCGUCCAUCGUGUAAAAGUUUUUCUUGUGAAAGUGCAUACGUUGAUGUUUAUGUGUAUCCCGAUCCGAAAUCAAAUAAGACUAAUUAG
Messenger RNA from Adineta ricciae, 975 nucleotides. The record is from the annotation of a GenBank genome assembly. Lineage: Eukaryota; Metazoa; Rotifera; Eurotatoria; Adinetida; Adinetidae.